Petromyzon marinus (sea lamprey) is the source of this 1653-nucleotide messenger RNA. The record is from RefSeq and is a predicted model, not a curated record. Lineage: Eukaryota; Metazoa; Chordata; Hyperoartia; Petromyzontiformes; Petromyzontidae.
CAAUUCAUUAAGGCUCACAUUGUUGAAGGCGAAUUACAGAUUUCCCUUCGCUUCAUGUGAAGGAAAACUAAGCAUCCUCCAAAUAGCCUUGAUCAAUGAGAAUGGCAUGGAUGCUAAAUGUACUCAUGAUGGUAUUUGAUGAUUUCAUUGCCUCACAGCUCCCGCCAGUUAUGGCGAAUCGUGUUGUAGUGAAAAUGCACAGCGGCGUUAUCAGAGGGAGAGGAAGAAGGAGGCCUCAGUGCUGCAAACUCGUAUCACUGUUUGGAAACCUUCACAGUCCACAGUUGCACUCGGGUCACACCGACCUGAAUGUCAUUUCACAAUAGACCAGACAUUCAAUGAACAAAGGUGGCAUUUCUUUCUCUUUGCAGGGAUCCAUGACAGAUGAAAAGGCCUCAAUCUCGGUCAGAUUCACCCACGCGAGAGCAGCGUUGGAUGCAGAGGAGAAGGCGGCUUUAGAGCAAGCGGAGCAGAAAGGGCGCGAGCUGCUGACCCAGAUCGAGAAGAAGAUCGCUCGCUACCAGCACGAGAUUAGCGAGCUCCAGGCAGCAGCUACACGCCUGCAGGCCCUAGCGCAGGAGAGGGACUCGCUCGCGUUCCUGCAGGGGCACCUGGAGGAGACGUGCAGGGCAGGGAGGGUUACAGCAGCUCCACCCUCAUCUCCCAACCAAGAGGACAUUGCCUCACUUAAAGUCCUGGAGACAAGGAGAGUCAAACUCCUGUACGGACGCUCACCAACUCUGGACACAAACUCAGCUCAUAACGAACUCCAGAUUUCCUCAGAUCUCAGGACAAUGACGCGAACCGGUGCCUCCCAUGGUCACCCUCAUCACCCACAACAGUUUGAGUGCUUUCCACAAGCCCUGUGCCGUGAGAGCUUUUCGUCGGGCCACCAAUACUGGGAGGUGGACGUGGGGGACGCGCGGUUGUGUCGGGUUGGAGUCGCGUACGGGACGAUCCCACGGAAAGGGAGUGGUGCUGCACGGCUGCUGGGAGGGAGCGACGCGUCCUGGUGUUUAGAGAAAUGUUACGACAACUUCUCAGUGCUUCAUGGUGGAGUGAAGACUGCACUGUCGGUGAUGGGGGCCCCCUGCCCCCGCAGAAUCGGGCUUCACCUGCACUGGGAGGGGGGGCUCCUGGCGUUUUACCGCGCCGACUCCAUGGAGGUAAUCCACGAGGUUUGGCAGAGAUUCUCGCAGCCUCUCUACCCUGCGAUGUGGGUGGGGUAUUGUAAUGAUCCAUUGAAGAUCGUGGAUCUGAGACGUGCAUCCUGAGGAUGAGGAGAGAUAGAAACCCAAGAAACCGAGACAGAAACCCAAUAAACGGAGCAGAGGGGGAUGGUGAGGAGAGGGUGAGGUGAGGGUGAUGGGAAGGUGGAACAGAGUGUGAGGUAAGGUGAUGGUGAGGGAAGAAUGGAGGGGAAGGUGACAGGUGAGCAUGGAGGAGUAGGGUGAGGGGGGAGGGUGAGGUUCAGGUUGGCGUGCGUGAGCGAUGUCGCUGGUGCAGUACAAAUCGCAGGUUCGUGUGGCCGCUCCUUCGCCUGCAGUGCGCGCUUGCGUCACCACGCCUCCUCAUCCCUGCGAUUCACCAUCAUCACCAUCAUCACCCCAUCAUCACCACUGUCAUCAUCACCCCAUCAUCAUCACAACCAUC